This is a messenger RNA of Entrophospora sp. SA101, 363 nucleotides long. Lineage: Eukaryota; Fungi; Glomeromycota; Glomeromycetes; Entrophosporales; Entrophosporaceae. The record is from the annotation of a GenBank genome assembly.
AUGGAAAGACAACAAGAAGAAUUUAAGAGAAUUCAAAAUUAUCGAAGUUAUUCAGCAAUCAAUCCUACGAUUAGUGAUGAUAAUAAAAAUGAGACAAAGGAACGGGUAGGGAUGAUGAGAAUGCAAAGAAGACAUUCUUAUGAUAUAAAAUAUUAUAAACGAGAACUUGACCAUCAAGCUUAUCCACCAUCUCCUCCAGAAACUAUUAUCACCAACAAUAGUACUAGUACAUCUUGUCAUAAUGAAAAUAUUCUUCAAGGAGUUACUUUAGGAUUUUCAAGUUCAGGACCUAGUAAAAAUUUUCUGUUUAGAAAAGAAUGGGAUGAUGAAAUUAGUAAAAGAAAAUAUAAAAAUAAAAGUUAA